Molecule: messenger RNA, 1797 nt
Organism: Manduca sexta (tobacco hornworm)
Lineage: Eukaryota; Metazoa; Arthropoda; Insecta; Lepidoptera; Sphingidae
Gene: tey
Product: protein Teyrha-meyrha
Exons: 8
Coding region: 172-1227 (351 amino acids)
Source: RefSeq, a predicted model, not a curated record
GCGACGCGCGGCGGCCUCAGUCCGACCCGACGCUGCUCGCAGACGCACGCGAGCUAACGCGCUACUAGUGAAGUGAGCCGCCGCUGCAAGCUAUUCUUCAGCAGUCUGUACGGGGUAUUACAUCAUGGAGUUAUAUUUACUCGAAUGUGAUUAAAUGAGCACCCACCCAUCAUGGAGGGUUUCCUUCAUCACAUGGCACCGCAGUUCCUUCAUCCAGCGCUUCAGAGUUUCGGAUGCGGUGCUUUUCGCCCGAUAGGGGGCGCAUUCCACCCCCUGUACCCGGGGAAGGCUUUCGCACGGCACCUUGGAGAGCAAUAUGCUCUCGGACAGACAGUUGGCCAGGCGCUCAGGAGUGUCCGCGAUGAGAGCAACACCCCGCCGCUGUAUCGACACGGGUACGCGGCGCGGGAUGAUACCAGCUCGCCAGGGUCGGCCGCCUCAGCCUCGCCGCGACCCUGCAAGGACGACGAACCGCCAGCCGCGCCCACGUGCACCGACUCACACGACUUCUUUUCUUCGGACGGGGAACGCAAGUCGUCGUGCGGCGUAUGCGGCGCUCGGUUGGGCCCCGGCGUGGCCCAGGCACACUUUCUUCAGGAGCUGCAGCACCUGUACAGCUUGAGCGCGUUACCGCGGGACACCGCGCCGCCAUCGCACUCCCUGCACCAUCAGGACGAAGAUGCGCGAUGGGAGACGUACCAGCGCAUCCGAGCCAAUCGGCAGCGGCGGCUGAAGCUGCGUACCAGGAAGCGCCACCACACCGUCGAGAGCAUGUUGGGUUACGACCUGGAGGAGGAGCGGCGCGAGGAGCGGCCGCGCGAAUCCAGGACCUACGACGCGGAGGACGAACCCGUGGACGUCGAGGGAGACUCGCUCGGAUGGCCCGAGGCGGCUAUUAACGUUGAUGAAAAAGAUCAUCGCUCCGACGGCGAGAAGCUGCACCUGGGCUACGCCGAAGACUUGGAGAUUUCGAGCACAAACGACGCCAUGCAAUCGCCAGAACGCGUGAGAAUUGAGACGCCAAAGCCGUUGUCGCUGGAGUGCACAACGAAGACUUCCGAGAGCCUGGAGCGGCCGGCCGAGGUGUCGACCUCGGAGCCGUGGCCGAGCACCGCCGCGCCGCCCACUGACGCCUGGCCGACCCUCGCCGCCGAGGCCUACAUGCAGGCCGCUCGCCACAAGCCCGAUGGGGAAAACUUACCCUCCUCCACUGAUUCCCGUAACUAAAUUCAAGCAAACUGCACAUUUGCAUCCUCGUAUGGCUAUAGUAUAUUUAGGGCUUACAAUUUUGCGUAUUUGAAAACGAGUUCGUGAAAGCAAACUUUGUUUACAUAGUAAGUCUAGGUUUUAACGCACUAGACAUAUUUAUGUGAUACAAAAUUGAGGUCCUGACUACCUACUAUUGCUGAUAGAGGAACACAUUUUUCUCUAUUUCUAUGUUAGCGAGGUGUAUCCUGUCUUUAUGUGAAGUAGUAUUGUUUAAUAUAUAUAUUUCAAUAGCUUUGAAUCUGACACCUUAAAUAAUGUUAACAUCAAUUAUCUAGGGGCUGGCCGUUUGGAAAUAAAAUCGUUUGGAAAUCAUAAAUAUUUACGGAAAUAAAUAAUUUGUGACUGAUCUGUCUCAAAAGGACUGUGAUCGUAAAUAUCAAAUAUGUCAGCAAUAGAUUAGGCUGGCAAUGUAACAUUACAUUAUAUUCAUUCGUGUAUAGUUGUCGAUUUUAACUAAAUAAUGUAUCUGUGUACAUAAAGUAUCGUUAUACUUUAAACCUUAGCUGAAUAAUUAUAAUAUGUCAGUGG